Dictyostelium discoideum AX4 is the source of this 1494-nucleotide messenger RNA. RefSeq names its product immunoglobulin E-set domain-containing protein. Bases 1 to 1494 code for a protein of 497 amino acids. NCBI's taxonomy places the organism in Eukaryota, Evosea, Eumycetozoa, Dictyosteliales, Dictyosteliaceae. The record is from RefSeq and is a predicted model, not a curated record. Gene Ontology annotation, cellular component: membrane. The transcript has a single exon.
AUGAAUAAUAAAAUUUUAAUUUUAUUAAUAGUUUUAAUUUAUUUUAUAAAUUUUAUUUAUAGCCAAACGUUUUAUGUGGAAAGUUCAAUGGAACCACCAACUCAAGGUAUACCAAAUAUGGAAUUUUAUUUAUAUAAUAUAGAUAUUGAUAAUCAAGAUAAAACACCAACGAUUACAUUUACAUCAAGUCAAUUGAAAACCUAUGGAAGUCGAAAGAAUGCUACAACUUUUAAUUUUCAAAUUCCAAGAGGGUGUGGCAAAGAUAAUGAUAUAGUGGUUCAGAUAGGCACAGAUUCAUAUCAAAUGAAAAUAUCCUACCAAGCACCAAUCAUUUCAAGUUGUUCAAUAGUGCAAGGUGGUAAUAAUAAUUUAGUGAUGUGUGUUGGUGAUAAUUUCGGAAGCGAUGUAGCAAAUUUGGAUGGCUCAAAAACAAUUAUCAAAUACUCCGAUCAAGUUAUACCAAUAAAAACAUUCAACGAUUCAAGUAUAACCUUUGAAAUUCAAGAUUAUUAUUUUAGUGAUUAUAUAAAUAUUGAUGUUUGUAAUGUAUCGAUUGCAACCAACUAUCUUAUAAACAUUGAUCCAAUUUUUAAAAGUUAUUCACUACCAAUACCAUUACAUAAAUCAAAUGAAAUAGUUGAUAUAAUUGGUAUUCAUUUUUCACCAACUUUAUCAAAUUCUUCAUUAAAUUGUAACAGUAGUAGUAGUAGUAGUAGUAGUGAUGGUAGUAGUACAAAUUUAACACCAAUAAUUUGUAAAUUUGAAAAUUCAUUAAAAUUUUCAUGUAAUUUAUCAAUAGUUAAUAGUAAAAUUAAAGCAUGUAGCAUUUUAGUAAAUAAUAUAAUUCAAGAUACAUUUAAUAUAAUUUAUAGUGAACCAAUCAUUGAAAGAGUAACUUCAAUUUAUUCUUAUGAAAAUGGUAAUAUCACCAUAUAUGGUACAGAUUUUUAUGAACCAAUUCAAUUUGUUAAAAUUGGUAACUUAGAUUGUUUAAAUCCAAAUUUAACUAAUAACCACUACGAUGAUGAUGAUGGUGAUGAUGAUGAUGACGACAAUGACAAAAACUCCAAAUCAUAUAUAACUUGUCAAUUAUUAGCUUUACCAGAUGAUUAUAAUAUAAAUUUCAAUGUAAAUAUUAAUGUAACAGUAAAAUCUGAUGGAUUAAUUGGAAUUUAUCAAUCAUUCCGUUAUUUAGAUAAAAUUAGUCAAGGUAGUGAUAAUCAUGAUCAAGAUGAUAAAUUGAAAUGGAUGAUACCUGUUAUUAUAAUUCCAAUCUUUUUUGGAAUGUUAACAAUUUUCAUACCUUUUAUUUUAUGUAAAAAUAAAUCAACAAUGACUGCUUUCAAUAAUUGUUGUAUGAGAAGGUUUAAAGAUCCAACAAAAUCAAAACGUAAUAGUAAUGGUAUGGUUUCUUCAAAAAUUCCAAAUAAUAAUACUACAAAAUCAAUUUCUGAUGUUAAUAUUCAUGGUAAUUUAGCAAAUUAUGAUGAUUAA